CAACAACAACAACAACAACAACAACAACAACAACAACAACAACAACAACAACAACAACAACAACAACAACAACAACAACAACAGCAACAGCAACAGCAACAGCAACAACAACAACAACAACAACAACAACAACAACAACAACAACAACAACAACAACAACAACAACAACAACAACAACAACAACAACAACAACAACAACAACAACAACAACAACAACAACAACAACAACAACAACAACAACAACAACAACAACAACAACAACAACAACAACAACAACAACAACAACAGCACCAACACCAACAACAACGACAAAAACACCAGCCUUACAUCCAACAACAACACCAACACCAGCCUUACAUCCAACAACAACGACGACAACAAAUCAGAAGUCGCAACAAACUCGAAGAACUGUUACAAGUAAAUUAA
Messenger RNA from Sycon ciliatum, 426 nucleotides. RefSeq names its product ataxin-8-like. The annotation marks the transcript as partial. The transcript has a single exon. The record is from RefSeq and is a predicted model, not a curated record. NCBI's taxonomy places the organism in Eukaryota, Metazoa, Porifera, Calcarea, Leucosolenida, Sycettidae.